This is a messenger RNA of Dovyalis caffra, 711 nucleotides long. The record is from the annotation of a GenBank genome assembly. Lineage: Eukaryota; Viridiplantae; Streptophyta; Magnoliopsida; Malpighiales; Salicaceae.
AUGCUCUGCAUUUCAGACUUUUUAGUGUCUGCUGCUGUUGCUGAAUUCAAAGGUCCAGAUAUUUUUGGUGUUGUUCGCUUCGCUCAAGUGAACAUGGAACUGGUUAGGAUUGAAGCCAACUUCAGUGGAUUAUCACCUGGUAAAAAUGGUUGGUCUAUCAAUGAGUUCGGUGAUCUAACAAAGGGAGCAGCAAGCACUGGAAAAGUGUUUAAUCCAACCAAUCAAGGAACUGAACUAGAGGAUAUUGAUAACUUCACACGUCGCCUGGGAUUUGUGCCGCUUGGCGACCUGGGAACAUUAGAUGUCAAUGAGAAAGGAGAUGCCUUCUUUUCGGGCACCAAACAGAAGCUAAGAGUUGCAGAUCUGAUUGGGAGAUCACUAGUGGUAUAUGGAACUGAAGAUAAAUCGGACAAAGGUCUCAGAGCAGCAGUAAUUGCUAGAAGUGCAGGAGUUGGUGAAAAUUACAAAAAGAUUUGCACAUGUGAUGGGACGACCAUAUGGGAUUCGAGUAAUAACGAUUUUGUUGCCAGGUUUGGGUUUAGAACCUUGUUAAUGGACCCUUCUAAUGUUUAUGAAGCUGGAGUCGGUAGCAUCUGUGAUAUUGGAUGGGCGUGCAUGCUUGCAGGGCUUCAGGGUCUGGCUAAUGGCGUAGAUAGGGAGCGCUUUCAAAUUCUGAACAAGGUUCCUUGUUUUGGGGCUUGCCUUAAAUAA